AAAGCGACCGCUCCAGGAGCGGCAUUGACAAGGAAGCAAUUAUGAAAUUUUGAUGUUCGAAAUGGGGGGGGGGGUCGUGAGAGCAGAAGCCGAGCGACUCCCCGCUGUGCUGCCGCCGCCGAGGGCCUCUGAAGAGCUCUCCAGCCGGGCGGGGGUCGCCCCGGCCGCCCCCACCGUCAUUAAAGGCCCCUCUCAAACACUCCAAGAGAUUUUCAGAGCGCGGGCCGGGCUGGGCAACAUUAAAAACACAGGGCGAUUGAAAUGGGCGCAUUGAGAUGCGCGGAGCCGGCUGCGGCGCGGACUCGCUCUUGAGGUCAAGUGACGGACGGAUUGUAUGCUUCUUCAUAAUAAUAUUAAUUAAACAAUUUGCAUGCUAAUAAGGUAACAAUUAUCAGGGCCUCUGUUGAAAGAUUCAGGUUAUUACAACACGCCAAUCUGAAGGCCAGGGGUCAGAGAGUGAGAGGCGAGCGAAAUUUCAACUCAAAUUAACAUUCUGUCAGCUCCAGAAAAUGGGAUAAAUAAAGUCGAAUUAAUUCAUUAUAAUAAAGAGAGAUGGGCGAGGGAGCCCGGCCGGCGCCCGCCCCUCCCCUGCCCUCCCCUCGGGCCGAAUUGAUUACAGCUCUGUAUUCAGAAACACGCGCCGCGCACAUUCCUCCUCGCGAACCCGGCAGAGAACGAGGCGCUUACAGCUACGGGCAAAAUCGAGUCGGAUGGGCAGAGUUUACAUUUAGUAUUUAUAGAGAAAGAAAUUAAAUUAUGGCGAAAAGUAGUGCUCUUGGCCCCUGACCUCGGAAUUAAUACUUGCAGCGUUUUCCUAGCGCGCGCCGGGUGGCGGAGGGGCGGGUAAGGCGGUGCGGGGUGGGAGGUGUAAGGUCCCAAAUUCCAAGCCCUGUCUCGGUCUCUGCGAGACGUCAACCUGCCCCCAGCCCCUGCACCUCUCCCUCCUCUCGAACGACGAGAGAGGGGAAGGCAGUUAAAUCGUAGUCGGUGCGGCCAGGGCACGCUCAAUAAGGACUAAUGCCCGGCUGCGUGUCCAGCGCCCCAGCCGCGAGGCAAGUCCUCCCCACUCCCGCUGGCGGAGCCUUGUGUGCGCCCUCGGUUCGCAAGGACACCCAGCCGGGGCUAGACUACAGACACUCAGGUUCUGUCUUACCCUUGCCUUCGCUCCGGAUUUGGGGCUUGGAAGGCUGGUCAAAGCCAUGUACACCAAAGGGCAACUUGUCUGUCGCCUUGUCCUGGGGUGAGAGGCUGCCGGCGGUCCGGCCACCAGGACUGGCCAGAUACCCGGGAUUGGUCAGUCCUAGGCCCGGGAGCUCUUUCCUCCCGGACACUACCUCGAGCCACCGGGACCACAGGGAUGAGGUCCACGGGCCUGGGCCCGCAGCAAAAUGCACCCUCCUCGUUGGCAAACUUUUUACCAAAGACGAUAGAUAGAUAGAUAGAUAGAUAGAUAGAUAGAUAGAUAGAUAGAUAGAUAUAACGACUGCUUUCCCUCCUGCCCACAGCCCUAAUUUGCUGCUUAUUUAAGAAUAUGGCCUUUAAUGAUUGUGCUUUGAGUCUAUCAAUAUUUUAUAGUGGAAAAGGGAGUGACAGACUCUUCUCUGGGAACAUAAUUUAGUUAUAAUUGAUGGUUUGAGUACCUGGGCCCUGUUUUUCAGAGGCCGAGUUGCAGGCAGAAGUGCUUAUUUUUUUAUUUCCCUCCCUGGGGCCUGAUGGGCCACCACCCCAAAGUUAGUUUUCCCGUCCUGCCACCUCUCCUCCCCAUACCUGUGCUCUGGUUCUACGGAAUUGGGGGGCGGGUGGGGGUGUCAGGGUGUCUCCACAGCCGCCCCCCACCUCUGUUUCUAGAGCCCAGGCAGCGGCCAGUAAGAAAGGGCGUUAAUUAUGCCUUUUUAUUGACAGGGUGCUACAUUCUGUGGGAGUCAUUCUCUUUUGGAGUCGCCUCCUCCCUCUGCCCCCUCCACUCCUUCCUCUUCCUCCUCCCUUUCCUUCCUCCUCUCCCCCCGCCGCCUGGAGCCGGAGAGGAGAUGAGAAGCCCUUGUAGUUUUAAAUUCAAUGUGACAGUUUCGGAAAGAGCGGAUGAUGAAUCUCCUAUUAUUGGAUCAGUCUAUUUGCCGCUCAAUGUCUCUCUGUAAUUGGAGCAACAUCACUUUAAAGGUUCAGAGAGUACAGCAUUUCUGGUGAAAAAUCCCCACAACACGCCGGUGAAUGUUUUAAAGGGAAAUCUAUUAGUGAUUUGCAGAGGGGCGGGGAGCCCGCGGCGGGGGAGGCGCGGGCUCCGGCCAGCGGGGAUUGGAGUGGGGGGCUCGCCGGGGACCCCUGCCUGGACCGCUCCCAGAGCCGGCGCCCGCCCAGCGCCGAGCCGCGCCCCUCCCUCUCUGCUGCCCCCCCCUUGUUGUGACAGUUCCUGAUACUGUUUAUUGAGGUGCAUGUCAGGUAUAAUUAGCAAUCGAUAUGGAAAACGUUUCCUUGCACCCAGCACGCCUCUGACGUCAGAGCCGAUUAGCGCUUCUUAUUGGUCCCAAAUUCCCCGGGCCGCGGCUAAUUAUCGGGAGCUUGAUGUUGAUAAAGUAAAGCGCCGGAGUGCGGGCGAAGCAUGUGUAGGGCUCCGGGUCCCUGUCUCCGCCGCCGCCGCCGUCCGCGCCUCCCGCCGCUGGCCCACCCCGGCCCCGGCCCGCGCCCCCGCGCCCCGCCGCCGGCCCCGCCGGCCCCCCGCGCGAGAUGAUGGACGGCCGCCUCCUGGAGCACCCGCAUGCCCAGUUCGGGGGCUCGUUGGGCGGCGUGGUGGGCUUUCCCUACCCGCUGGGCCACCACCACGUGUACGAGCUGGCCGGCCACCAGCUGCAGUCGGCCGCCGCCGCCGCCGCCGCCGCCUCGGUGCCCUUCUCCAUCGACGGCCUGCUCAGCGGCUCGUGCGCUGCCGCCGCCGCCUCGGUGGUCAACCCCACGCCGCUGCUGCCGGCCGCCUGCGGGGUGGGAGGCGACAGUCAGCCCUUCAAGCUGUCAGACUCGGGGGACCCGGACAAGGAGAGCCCGGGCUGUAAGCGGCGGCGCACCCGCACCAACUUCACUGGCUGGCAGCUGGAAGAGCUGGAGAAGGCGUUCAACGAGAGCCACUAUCCCGACGUGUUCAUGCGCGAGGCGCUGGCACUGCGCCUGGAUCUGGUCGAAUCUCGAGUGCAGGUCUGGUUCCAAAACCGCCGGGCCAAGUGGAGGAAGAAGGAGAACACGAAGAAGGGCCCGGGGCGGCCGGCUCACAACUCACACCCGACCACGUGCAGUGGCGAGCCAAUGGACCCAGAGGAGAUCGCGCGCAAAGAACUGGAGAAGAUGGAGAAAAAGAAGCGCAAGCAUGAGAAGAAGCUGCUGAAGAGUCAGAGCCGCCACCUGCACUCGCCAGGCGGCUUGUCCCUGCACAGCGCACCCAGCUCCGACAGCGACAGCGGCGGCGGCGGCCUGUCCCCGGAGCCGCCCGAGCCGCCGCCGCCGGCCGCCGCGGCCAAGGGCCCUAGCGCGCACGCCGCCGGCGCCGCCGGUUCCGCGCCCGCACCGCCCGGUGAACCGCCCGCGCCCGGCACCUGCGAUCCCGCCUUUUACCCGAGCCAAAGAAGUGGCGCCGGCCCGCAACUGCGGCUAGGCCGCCCAGCGGACAAGGACGCGGCCCCGUGUGCGCCCGGGGCGGCGGUGGAACGUGGCGCCGCCGGCCUGCCGAAGGCCAGCCCGUUCAGCGUGGAGAGCCUGCUGUCCGACUCGCCGCCGCGCCGGAAAGCCGCCCCAGCUAACGCCGCCGCCGCCGCGGCAGCUGCCGCGGCCGCCGGGCUGGACUUCGCGCCCGGGCUGCCGUGCGCGCCGCGGACCCUCAUUGGCAAGGGCCACUUCCUGCUCUACCCCAUCACGCAGCCGCUUGGCUUCCUGGUGCCGCAGGCCGCGCUUAAGGGUGCAGCGGGUCCGGAGCCCGCGCCCAAGGACGCGCCGCCCGCACCCGCCGCGCCACCCGCGCCGCCCGCUCAGGCCAGCUUUGGGGCCUUUCCGGGGCCCGGCGGUGCCCCGGACUCGGCCUUCGCGCGCCGCAGCCCCGACGCCGUCGCCUCCCCGGGGGCCCCGACCCCGGCGCCCUUCCGGGACGCAGCCGUAGCUGCGGCCGAGGGCGGCGGCGAGGAUUGCGCGGAUUCGGGGGCCGCCUGCCCAGCGGCCACACUGCCACUCCCUCUUGCGCCGUCUCCUGCGCCGGGCCCGCGGGCUCCCAGCCCCGCCGGGGAGCAGGCUUUGUGCGGGGCCCCAGAGCCAAGCGCCGAGCCGGGACCCAGCGCGCCGGAUGGCGAGGAGGUGGACAUGGACUGAGGGGUGGCGGGGCCGAGAGAGGCGCUCAGCCGGCCCGCGCCCCUCGCUCAGGCUCGACUCACACAACGAAAUCAGGUGAUCGGCUUAGAAACACUGCUUUUUCCUCUUUCUUCUGGUUUCUUCCUUUUAUUAUUACUUUUUUUUUUUUUUUUAAAGAAAACCGUUGUAUCAAUUCGGACCUAGGCAGCAACCGCAGGACUUGGGGUGAGACCCCCCUCCUCUCGGGGGAGCAAAGAACAAAAACAAAAACCCCAUAUCACCCACAAAAACCCACAACAAGAAUCCUCAGCCUUGUAAAAUGCAAAAAUGUCUAAGAAUAUUUAUAUAUGUACCAUUUUUGAUAAAUAAAGCUGGUCAAACGCAAGCUCUCAGAUCCAUCUUUUUCAAAUUUCCGAGCGCCCAGUAUGGCCCCUCCUCCCCUCCGUUUUCCACUCCUCUCCCCGCGGGCGGGGCAGG
Molecule: messenger RNA, 4797 nt
Organism: Lutra lutra (Eurasian river otter)
Lineage: Eukaryota; Metazoa; Chordata; Mammalia; Carnivora; Mustelidae
Gene: UNCX
Product: UNC homeobox
Exons: 3
Coding region: 2722-4341 (539 amino acids)
Biological process (GO): regulation of DNA-templated transcription
Molecular function (GO): sequence-specific double-stranded DNA binding; DNA-binding transcription factor activity, RNA polymerase II-specific
Source: RefSeq, a predicted model, not a curated record